UUUAGAAUUUUUUAAUUAUGCUUAAUUUCAGUAUCAAACUUUAAAAAAUUAUCACUAAAUUGCAAAAUCAGUUAUGAUUCAAUGAUCUUGCGUAGAAAAACUGGAUCCUUUUUUAUCUCAUUUUCCCUGUUUCUCUCACCUCUUUUUUUCACAAAUGUUUCAUUAGCGAAAGUCUCGAGAAACGAAUCCAGAAAUGUAAAGCCAAAAGAAGAAAAUUGGAAAUCCCCCCACAAAGAGGCGGAGUCUAAAAGGAUAAAACUUGAAAUUCUGGAUAUGAAAGCUUAUAAGGACAAUAUCUAAGAUGUCCAGGUGCCUUGGAUUCUUGGAUUUUUUCUCCAAAACCAACAAAAAAAAAGUCUGACAAAAUGCAAAGCUUUCUUCAAAUUUUCCUAAUUUUCUCCGUAAUUUCAACGGUUUCGUGCACAUUUUUCAAUGGAGGAUGUGGAUGUCAACCUCCACCAAUUUGCCUUCCACCUCCACCACCAAUGUGUUUCACUGAAAUUCAAUUGCCGCCAAUUCGGAUUCCAAUAAUCCCGUUGCCACGUAUCGAACUUCCACAGCCGUGUUGCCCAACUUGUGCGUGCGGUGGAAGAAAGAAGAGAGAAAUCGACGCAGGUGUCCAAGAGGAAGAAUCAGUUAGUACCAAGGAUGUCUCUUGCAAUGAUGACUCUCUUUUGGCAAUCAUGAAAAAGGAAAUGACAACCGGAGAGUCUUCAGCUGUCAAGAUUGCACUAGUUGAGGCUGCCGAGCAAGAGCUGGGCGGUAGAUUCACUGUAGUUUGUAGUCAAGGUGCAUUCUCAUUUGUCACUUCUACAACAAGUUACUGCCUUCACUCACAAGCUGGUCUCAACUGCUAUCUCUUCAAAACUCAGUAAAUUUUGAGUUUUUUUUUAAAUUGUUUAAUUAAUAUUAUUAUUAGUUUGUUUAAUAAUAUAUGUAUGCAUCUUUAUAAUAAAUAUUAUUAUUCUUGAA
Messenger RNA from Caenorhabditis elegans, 972 nucleotides. It is a transcript of the gene grl-15, whose product is annotated as Ground-like domain-containing protein. The record is from RefSeq and is marked reviewed. Lineage: Eukaryota; Metazoa; Nematoda; Chromadorea; Rhabditida; Rhabditidae. The transcript has 3 exons. The coding region runs from base 366 to 875 and encodes 169 amino acids.